CCGCUUUUCUCUUUAUGCAUUAAAAGUUGAGAGAAGGAGAGAGAUGAAUAAUAUUGUACGUAACAUCAAUAUCAGUGUAACCCCGCAUUGCAUCAGUGAGGUAGUGGUGGCAGAGAUUGACGGAGUAGAUAUAAAAUUUUCCCUUGCAAAGCAAGACAUGUUUGCAAUUUUCCAUCAUAUCAACCCCCGAUCUUUUGAGUACCCCUUUCUUUAUUAGCCAUCUCAACGGUUACUUCCUCGCUGUGAAUGCCCAUUAACGGCUAGUUUCCAUGUUCUCUGAACACCCAAUAGUCAAAAUCAUAUAAAGACAAGGAUAGUGUUUGCUGGAGAGAGAGAGAGAGAGAAACCCAGAUGGAUUUCAGUUCUUUCUUGACGUCUCUUGGGACAUCCUUUGUGAUUUUCUUCAUUUUGAUGUGUUUGUUUACAUGGCUUUCGAGAAAGCCAGGGAACAACGGGGUGUACUAUCCAAAUCGGAUCUUGAAAGGUUUGGAUCCGUAUGAGGGUUUGUCCAGGAGCAGAAACCCUUUUUCUUGGAUCCGAGAGGCUAUGUCUUCAACCGAAGAAGAUGUUAUUUCCAUGUCGGGUGUUGAUUCUGCUGUGUACUUUGUCUUCUUGAGCACUGUGUUGGGAAUAUUCGUCCUGGCCGGCCUUGUGCUGUUACCAGUACUUCUGCCAGUAGCUGCCACAGAUAAGGGGGUGAAGGCAGACAAUACCACCAUCAGCAAUGGGACUUUCAAUGACCUUGACAGUCUAUCUAUGGGACAUGUUGAAGAAAAGAGUCCACGUCUGUGGGCAUUCGUGAUUGCCACCUAUUGGGUUUCUGUUGUUGCAUAUUGUUUAUUGUGGAAGGCAUACAAACAUGUCUCCGAUCUGAGAGCCACGGCUCUAAUGUCUCCUGAAGUGAGAGGUGAACAGUUUGCUGUUCUUGUCAGGGACAUUCCUCCCUCUGAAGGUCAAACUAGAAAGGAACAGGUUGACUCAUUUUUCAAAACAAUCUAUCCAGAGACAUUUUACAGAUCAAUGGUGGUCACGAACAACAAGGAGGUCAAUAAAUUAUACGAAGAGUUGGAUGGGUACAAAAAGAAGCUUGCACGAGCUGAAGCCAUAUAUGCAGGGUCAAAGACAACAGGCAUACCCGAAGGAAUGAGACCCACAAACAGAACUGGCUUUCUUGGUCUCAUUGGUAGUAAGGUAGAUUCGAUAGAAUACUACAAUGAAAAGAUUAAUGAGCUGAACCCAAAGUUGGAAGCUGAACAAAAAGUCACUCUCAGAGAGAAGCAGACAGCUUCGGCGCUGGUCUUCUUUACCAACAGGGUAACUGCAGCUUCUGCUGUGCAGAGUCUACAUGCCCGAAUGGUGGACACAUGGACAGUCAUGGAUUCUCCUGAACCCCGCCAGAUAAUAUGGCCUAAUCUUCCCAAAAAUUUUUAUGAUAGGCAAAUACGACAGUAUGUUGUGUAUGUCAUUGUCUUUUUGACAAUAGUUUUCUUCAUGAUCCCAAUUGGUUUUAUUUCUGCGUUUACAACUCUGGAAAAUCUGAAGAAGCUCCUCCCAUUUCUAAAGGCAGUCAUUAACCAGAAUGUGAUAAGGACAUUGUUGGAAGCUUACCUCCCUCAACUUGCUCUUAUUAUAUUUCUGACUUUGUUGCCGAAGUUUCUUUUGUUUCUAUCAAAGGCUGAGGGAAUUCCUUCAGAGAGCCAUGCAAUAAGGGCUGCAUCAGGGAAAUACUUCUAUUUCACUGUGUUAAAUGUAUUUAUCGGUGUUACAGUGGGUGGAACCCUUUUCAGUACAUUCAAGACCAUUGAGAAGAAUCCAAACUCUAUUGUCCCCUUACUGGCGAGCAGCCUCCCAGCCAAUGCAACUUUCUUCUUGACCUAUGUGGCUCUGAAGUUCUUUGUUGGCUAUGGUCUUGAGCUGUCCCGGUUAGUUCCUUUAAUUAUAUUUCAUCUCAAGAGGAAGUGUCUUUGCAAAACUGAGGCUGAGGUGAAAGAAGCUUGGGCUCCUGGAGAUCUUGGAUAUGGAACUAGGGUUCCUGGCGACAUGCUGAUAGUCACAAUCGUCUUCUGCUAUUCUGUAAUAGCUCCGAUAAUUAUUCCAUUUGGUGUUGCAUACUUUGGCCUGGGCUGGCUCGUUCUCCGGAAUCAGGUACUCAAAGUGUAUGUUCCAGCAUAUGAGAGCUACGGAAGGAUGUGGCCCCACAUGCAUACGCGUAUCUUAGCUUCAUUGCUUCUGUUCCAAGUCACCAUGUUCGGUUACUUUGGUGUGAAGGAGUUUUACUACGCUCCAGUUCUAAUUCCACUUCCGAUACUUUCCUUGAUCUUUGCCUUCAUUUGUAGAAAUAAAUUCUAUCGAUUUUUCCAAUCAACAGCCCUUGAGGUCGCUUGUCAGGAAUUGAAGGAAAUUCCCAACAUGGAACUUGUCUUCAGAUCUUUCAUUCCACCAAGCUUGAGUGCUGAGAAGGCCGAUGAUGAUGAGCAGUUUGAAGAUGCUAUGUCUCAUCAAGUUUCGAGGACAGCUUCAUCUGUUUGA
Messenger RNA from Ilex paraguariensis (yerba mate), 2529 nucleotides. Lineage: Eukaryota; Viridiplantae; Streptophyta; Magnoliopsida; Aquifoliales; Aquifoliaceae. The record is from the annotation of a GenBank genome assembly.